Messenger RNA from Ictidomys tridecemlineatus (thirteen-lined ground squirrel), 539 nucleotides. It is a transcript of the gene Fabp9, whose product is annotated as fatty acid binding protein 9. The record is from RefSeq and is a predicted model, not a curated record. Gene Ontology annotation, molecular function: lipid binding. NCBI's taxonomy places the organism in Eukaryota, Metazoa, Chordata, Mammalia, Rodentia, Sciuridae.
GCUCGCCUUCUGACGAUGGAGCCCUUCUUGGGAACCUGGGAACUGGAAUCCAGUGAAAAGUUUAACGAGUAUCUGGAAGAGCUGGGAGUAAAUAUCUUGAUCCGCAAGGCAGCAGAGUUAGCGAAGCCAAGAGUCACUGUUAGCAUGGAUGGAGAUAGGGUGAAGAUACAAACAGAAAGUACUUUGAAGAACUCUGAGAUCUCCUUCGAACUGGGGAAAGAAUUUGAUGAAAAUACCGCAGAUGACCGACAUGUAAAGAGCAUCGUAACAUUAGACAGUGGCUCAAUGGUUCACGUCCAAAAAUGGCUCGACAAAGAGACAACAAUCAAAAGAAAAAUUGUAGAUGGAAAAAUGGUGGCGGAAUGUACCAUGAAUAACAUUGUCAGCACUCGAACCUAUCAAAAGGUGUGAAGAAAAAGGUCCACAUCAAGGAGCACUUAUCCACCAACAGGAAACUGGUACUUGAAGAAAAUAUGCCCCAAGGCCUGUAAUUUUUUAAUAAUCUAGUAUAAGCUUGCUCAAUAAAAGCAUCAAAGUAA